GGGAGAGAAAGUGCAGAACAUAAGAGAGGUUACAACGAGAGAAAGCGAUAUAUACAUACAUGUAAAACACACAACUAAAACGUGUGCUCCGCCAUUUUUGAGACGAAAAGGAGCUCGAGUGAAAAAUAUAUGAUAUCUAGAAACGCAGAAGCGCAACCCUAAUUGCGGAAUUCUAUUGACCGAGUAUUUCAGGUUGAUCCAGUGGCCUUAUUUAUCUUGUACAAGCCUCUGGAACUUGUAAGGUGUGUAAAAGUCUUAUCGGCUGUCUUUAUUCAAAAUCAAUCAAUGGAGCUUAGGGUUUCAGCCCAAGAUAAAGAAAUCAGUGAUGAUGAUGAUGAUCGAAACCAUAAGCAUCGUAGAAGAGAUGAAACAAGGUUACAUUCAUUAGAUGAUGAUGUAUUUACAAAGCCAUACAAAAGAGAAAGUAAACCUUCUCAAAAUGGGUCUCACUCCAAUGAAACAUGGAAAAAGUACAGUUAUAACCCUUUGGAGAAAGAUAAAGGCUUUUCUCAUUUUUCGCGAGGACCUUCAGAUUUGAACCAGAAACUUAGGGUAAACCAACAAUUUUCUGUUGACCAUGGUAGUGUUUGGAGUCAAAGUCAACCAUUUUCUGUAGGCCCUCAUGGUCUUUUUGCAGGGAAGGGUUCAAAUUCAUGGGGUCCAUUUGGAUUGGAUAUGAAUAUGAAUAUGAUCCAUCAUCCUGUUGGAUUACAAGCAACAUUCAGACCACCUUCUUUAAACAUAGGACUUACAAGACAACGAUGUAGGGACUUUGAGGAACAAGGUUUUUGUCUACGAGGUGACAUGUGUCCAAUGGAACAUGGCAUGAAUCGUAUUGUUGUAGAAGAUGUUCAGAGCCUUUCACAGUUCAAUCUCCCUGUAUCACUUCCUAGUGCAAAUCUAAAUCUAUCUAUAGUGCCAGCUGGCACAGGACCUUCACCUUCAACAAACAGCAAAAGCUCACAUGGUAAAAAUAUCAAACAUGUUGUUGACUUUUCUGGUGCAGCUGCUGCUGACUUUUAUGAUCCUGAUCAGCCUCUAUGGGGUAAUGCUUCUCAUACGCCAGCUGGACCUCAACCAAAUGAUUCUUUGUUGUUGGAUGCUAGUCCAUCUGAUAACCCUGAUCAUGAACUCUUUGUAAGCACGGGUACAAGAUCUUAUGCACAGGGUACAAGUAGAAUGAAAACGGAAGAGAAUAUGCAAAAAAACGAGAGUGGAAAUGGGCGUAAGCCUUCACAAAAGGCACAACGGACGUUAUUUUUGAAUGGUAUUCCACAUCAAAACAACAAAAGGGAAACCCUAAUUUCCCAUUUUAAAAGAUUUGGGGAGGUUAUUGAUAUAUAUAUUCCAUUAAAUAGCGAACGAGCUUUUGUUCAGUUUUCCAAAAGAGAAGAAGCAGAAGCUGCUUUAAUGGCUCCGGAUGCUGUAAUGGGAAAUCGCUUUAUUAAGCUAUGGUGGGCUAAUCGUGACAACAUACCAUUCAAAAGAAAAGAUGAUUCCCUGCAUAAUGACAUAAAUGCCCCUGUCCUUGUCUCUGUGUCUGCUUCUGAUCAUCCUCCAAAGCCUGUGGCUGUGGUUGCUAAUGGCAAUAAACAACCUCCUCCACCUUUGCAAAAGAAGCUGGAGAAUUUAGAGGUUUUGAAGGAGGAAUUAAGGAAAAAACAAGAAAUGCUUGAUCAGAAAAGGAAUGAUUUCAGGCGCAAGCUUGAUAAACUUGCAAAACAAACUACAUUUCUAAAAGGUGAAGUGGCACCUGAACAGGUUGCUAAAAAACAAAAAUCGGGAGGUUUAGCUGAUUCUACAAAGGCUGCAAGCAGUGAUCGUGAUACCAUUCUACCAUCACCUCCUGAUGACGUGGCAGCUAAUACUAAUAGCAGCAAAUCUGUGGGUCCCACUCAGCCACAAAAUUACAAAACAACCCCCCUUGGAUUAUCAGCAUUGAAAGAAUCUCCAAGGUUGAAGUUGAAAUCACAAUCAUCUGUUGUUGUGACUGACACUGUGAGCAAUCAUCGGUUUAAGCUGGACAAUCGUCCAACCGCAUUUAAGAUCAUUCCACCUCUGCCAGAUGGCCUUGCUCAUGUUUCUGUUUUGAAGGAACAUUUUUCAGCAUAUGGUGAUUUUUCAAAGGUGCAGUUAGAUUUAGAUGAUGACACAAUCAAAACUUGUGCCACAAUAUAUUUCACAAGCCGACAUGCAGCUGAAAAGGCGUUUUUAAAUGGUAAAAAAUGGAAAGCUCACAACCUACACUUCACAUGGCUAAUAAAUUCCAAUUCCACCACUUGUAAACACCACAACUCAGAUUCUUCUUCUAACCAACCAACAUCUGUGGUGCUUGAAAUUCCUAAAACUGAUUAUUCCCAAAAACUCUUGCUGUCAUCAUCAUCUCGAGAUGGAGAAUUGGAUAAAAGGGAACUUGUCAAGGAACCAGAACCACAAGAAGAAGAAGAAGAAAGUAAUCAAUCAGUCUAAUUUCAGUAAAGUAAACCCUAGUUUGGUUUGGUUUGGUUGGGUUAGGUUAGGUGUACAGUCAGUCAGUCAGGUAAAUGGUAUACCAAAGUAGUAGUUUUUUAGUGUUAAGUUUUAGACUUAGCAAUUAAUUGCUCAAUUUUGUAGUGUCUCCUCUCCACUCAUCUGUCGUGCUUGCAGUUAAGUUUAGUUUGUAAAGGGAAUUCUUAACUGCUCUCUCUCUCUCUCUCUCUCUCUCUCUCUCUCUCUCUCUCUCUCUCUCUCUGGU
Molecule: messenger RNA, 2734 nt
Organism: Lactuca saligna
Lineage: Eukaryota; Viridiplantae; Streptophyta; Magnoliopsida; Asterales; Asteraceae
Source: the annotation of a GenBank genome assembly